Messenger RNA from Phragmites australis (common reed), 797 nucleotides. RefSeq lists its product as uncharacterized. The transcript has 7 exons. Bases 126 to 797 code for a protein of 223 amino acids. Lineage: Eukaryota; Viridiplantae; Streptophyta; Magnoliopsida; Poales; Poaceae. The record is from RefSeq and is a predicted model, not a curated record. Gene Ontology annotation, molecular function: nucleic acid binding.
UCCAGAGCGGCGUGGAGGAAGCACUACCCCCUCUUGGCUCUCAGGCCUCCCGUGCCGUCGCCCACCCGCGCUUCUUCUCCUCCUCUCGCUGGCGCUCCACCAAGCGAUCCGCCUCAAAGCCGCCAAUGGACUCGGAUGCCGGGGAGCCCUUCUACGUCAUCCGCAUCUACCUCAGCGAAUGCCAAGCUCAAGUCAGCAAUUCGACCCUCCUGCUACUUACUGUCUUCAAAGGCCACUCUCUGCCUAAAGACACCGAGGAAUAUCUCGCUGCGCGCGGGUUAGGGAACGCCCUCUCCUCCAUUCAAGCCACAGAUGCCAGAGAUGAAUUGUUCGGCGAUCUCGUUCCCUGCCCUUUCCAGCAACCUGAUGGGACUGCAUCCUCUACAUCGAAAAGGUCACAGGAGAUUGAAACUAGUCCAGCAAAGAAGCAUCCCAAAGUUGCUGAGCAGGAACCGUUACCUGAUAGUCAUCUCUCUUGUAUUCUUGAAUUUGAUGGUGCUUCUAAAGGAAAUCCUAGGAGAGCAGGUGCAGGAGCAAUAAUAAGGCAGUUAGAUGGAUCUCUGAUUGCUCAACUACGUGAGGGCUUGGGCAUUGCAACCAACAACGCUUCUGAAUAUGGUGCAUUGGAGGGAUUCAAGUAUAUCCGUGCUCGAGGCGAUUCCAAAGUUAUAUGCAACCAAGUUUCUGAUUUGUAUCGGAACAUCCGAUCUGACUCAUAUUUGGAUUUUUGGGAAGAGAUUGAGUCGGAUUUGAAGAUAAGUUUUAGAAGAUUCCAACUCAAAUUAGGACAAGACUAA